AUGGCGGACAGUAAGCAGCACAAGUAUCGGCAGGAGAUCCAGCAGAUGAUGUACGUCUCUGGGGAGACCGGCGAGCCGUCUGUCGAAACCACAGCCAUGAUAGAGGAGAUCGUGCGCCAACAAGUCAUCGAGAUGCUGCGCAACUGCACUGAGCUCGCUGCGCGCCGCGGCGCCCGCUCCAUCACCAUCAACGACCUGAUCUUCCAGAUCCGCGACGACGCGCCCAAGGUCUCGCGCCUGCGCACCUUUCUUAGUUGGAAGGACGUGCGCAAGAACGCGCGCGACUCGGACGAGAAGGGCGGCGACGUUGAGCUGGGCGUCGACGACGCGGCUCCCGGCGGCAUGCCCGGCGCCGGCCCCGUCGAGGAGGCCGCCAAGAAGAACAAGAAGGCCAAGGUCAAGCUGCCCUGGGAGCCCAGCAGCUUCUACACCCAGGAGGUGCCCGAGCGCGACGACGAGGAGGACGAGGAAGAGGAGGAGCUCAACUUCAUCACGCUGGAGCGCCUGCGCAAGGCCGACGAGCGGACAAAGGCCAUGACGCGCGAGGAGUACGUCACCUGGUCCGAAUACCGACAGGCGUCCUUCACAUACCGCAAGGGCAAGCGCUUCCGAGAGUGGGCCGGGUUCGGCAUCGUGACGGAUAGCAAACCGUCGGACGACAUUGUCGAUAUCCUCGGUUUCCUAACUUUUGAGAUGGUGCAGACGCUCACGGAAGAGGCCUUGAAGAUCAAAGAGCAGGAAGACAUGUGGAAGGAGCGGACCGGCUUGGAGAGUAAUUCCAAGAAGCGGAAGCUGGCCCCGGGCGGCCUCUUCGACCCGCCCAGCGAAGGCAAGACACCAGUUGAGACGCGCCACAUUCAGGAAGGAUUCCGGCGUCUGCAGACGAGGACGAAGAAGGGCCGUGCCAUGCUCAACGGAACGAGGCUUCAAUCAAGAACAAGCCUGCGGCUCUUCUAG
This is a messenger RNA of Neoarthrinium moseri, 957 nucleotides long. RefSeq lists its product as uncharacterized. The coding region runs from base 1 to 957 and encodes 318 amino acids. The transcript has a single exon. Gene Ontology annotation, cellular component: SAGA complex. Gene Ontology annotation, biological process: transcription by RNA polymerase II. NCBI's taxonomy places the organism in Eukaryota, Fungi, Ascomycota, Sordariomycetes, Amphisphaeriales, Apiosporaceae. The record is from RefSeq and is a predicted model, not a curated record. Gene Ontology annotation, molecular function: protein heterodimerization activity; transcription coregulator activity.